Pocillopora damicornis (cauliflower coral) is the source of this 1623-nucleotide messenger RNA. Its product is annotated as melanocyte-stimulating hormone receptor-like. Gene Ontology annotation, biological process: G protein-coupled receptor signaling pathway. Gene Ontology annotation, cellular component: membrane. The record is from RefSeq and is a predicted model, not a curated record. NCBI's taxonomy places the organism in Eukaryota, Metazoa, Cnidaria, Anthozoa, Scleractinia, Pocilloporidae. Gene Ontology annotation, molecular function: G protein-coupled receptor activity.
UUUGCAAUGUCGUGCAUAUUGUAUAACUCGCAGAGGUUCAGGAUACUUAAAGACGUUUUUUCCGUCAUUUUUUAAUUCUAGCUGUUGCGAGAAUAUUUAUGCAAAACUUGUGGUUUCUGGUGCCGCUUGGACAAAAGCUUCAAGGGACCCCUUGUAUUAAGUACCCGUCAUCCUCUUCUGUCUUUUAUAAGAGGUGUGCCGGGGAACAAAAAAAAUGCAGCUGCAGAAGAAGCAACUUAAGAUGCAAAUAGAAAUCGCCUUCAACCUAAGGCUGUACCGUCAAAUUGAGCAAAUAUCACUAUAACGACGACGGUGACUGGAAGAAAACGAACCUCUGUAUCCAUGGAAUACCUUCGUUGAUCAAACUAUUUAGCUGAGGUUGCUUCUUUUUUUUUAACCGAAUACGUUAUCGAACGGAGUUGCAGACAAAAAUAUUUCAGGUUGCUUUUUUAUGACUGGCAUACGUUAUCAAGCGGAGUUGCAGCACUGAAAAUGGACCAAAACCCGGUGCCUUUUGUAAUUAAUGCUGCCCUGAACAUUCCAUUUUGUUUAGUUGCCGUUGCGGGAAAUUCGCUGGUUUUAGCUUCGUUUGCUAAGAACCGCUCACUCAUUUCACCGUCUAAUGUUAUUUUAAUCGGACUGGCGGUCUCUGAUCUUUGUGUGGGCGUAAUCGUCCAACCUUUGUACAUCGUGUGGAGAUUCAACCAAUUUUUCUCCAAGGACAACUGGGGAAAAGGAAUUCUCGAUUCACUUACACUGUUUUUAUCGUGUGCUCUGUGUUCUUUCUCAUUUUUGACCGUCACAACCCUCAGUGUCGACAGAUACUUAGCUUUGCGUCUUCAUCUACGUUACAGAGAACUUAUAACUGUUCGUCGUGUCUCCUAUUUUCUUGGUUUUGCUUGCAUGUCUGCGUUUUCCCUCUGCACAAUGACCGUAUUUCUACCUGCACACGAUGAAUACAUUGCCUCUGUCAUGGCGCUCGCUUUCUUCGUGAUAAAUACUGUAAUCUACUUCAAGAUUUAUUGCGUGGUACGCAGGCAUAGGAGGGAGAUAACAGAACAACAACGACACACAAGCAGAAUUCCUGUCACAAGAUUUGCAAACAUUUUACGAUUGCGGAAUUCAUUUCUCGACACGUUUUAUGUGUACUUGAUUUUUUUGUGCUGUUAUAUUCCAUAUAUCUCCAUAGCAAUUAUAUUUCCUGAGUUCAAAACAAACUCUUCGCUUGUUAUUGCAUUCGAGAUUUCUUGGAGUUUGGUUUUCAUAAACUCCUCGCUGAAUCCUUUGCUAUAUUCAUGGCGGAUCAAGGGGGUUCGCGCAACGAUGAAAACAAUUCUACUAGGAUCUUCGAAAAGACAAUCAGCUCCGUCCAUAAGAAGGGAUGCCGGCCAUAGUUUUGCCAUGUACCAUAUAAAUCAUUCUUGUGAAGUUUUGUAAAUCAAUAUCGUCCAGUUAUGUAAGCAAUCUGCUGAGUACUGCCAUUGUUGUCAAGUGAGGUAGACAAAAGUAAUUUUCAUUUUCCCAGCUCUACGCAGUGUUUAUUUGUACAUGUAUGACCACGCCACUAGAAUUAAACUGUUCUGAAGUACAGAUAUUAUUAAAAUUAUCCUUUUUACACUGAAA